Messenger RNA from Sycon ciliatum, 1517 nucleotides. RefSeq lists its product as uncharacterized. NCBI's taxonomy places the organism in Eukaryota, Metazoa, Porifera, Calcarea, Leucosolenida, Sycettidae. The transcript has 4 exons. The record is from RefSeq and is a predicted model, not a curated record. The coding region runs from base 86 to 694 and encodes 202 amino acids.
CAGUAUCGCCAAGCGGUCCUACACACAAAGGAUAACCUAUGGCAAUAGUAGCACGCUGGUGUGCGAUGCAACCGGCGACACCCCCAUGAACUUGGUCUGGUGGAAGGGUAACCACAAGCUGACGCAAGGCACCGGGCCGCACCUGUCGCUGGUGCUGCAAGGAGUGGAGGCGGAUGUUGGUCUAUACACAUGUACAGCCAGCAACAAAGCUGGCAGUGACUCCAUGACAGUGGGCAUUACAAUGGAAGUUCAAGAAAAUGGAAACACAGAGUCUUCUGGUUCAAACCUCUCCAAUUCAAUGCUGUGGGCCAUCGUUGCCAUAGCGUUAGUGGCAUUUCUAACGAUUGCAGCCAUAUAUGGUUUCGUGCUGCCACGAGUAAAAAAAGACGGCGAGUUUCCGGAGAAGGCAGAGAAGGUAACAAGGGCAAGUCGUCCGUCUUCAUUGGAGAUAAGGCACCGGCCGCCUUCUUUUUCCCGCAGGCCAGGCAUUUCCAGCUUCCGUCCCUUAGAAAGUAGCCAGUUGGGACUCAUCGACGAGGACCCCGGUCAAGUUUGCCGAGGCCACCGAGCACAAUACCGAGCACCCUUGUCUGUCAGCACCACGACAUUAAUCGAAACACCAUCUCCAUCACAGCGGCCAACUUUGGCCAAAAAGGUCUCGUUUCCAGACUUGCCAGAGUUAGAAUCACCGUAAAAGUCAACAGGAACACGACCGUCAGCUCCACAUGAAACAACGCAAGCACCGCUAGCAUCACCAGCAUUUCCCAAAUCAUCGCCAAAAAGGGAAGUACACCGUACACAUAACACAGAAAAUUAUACCCUCCUUACCGGAACAUUUGGCUUCGUCGCAGCAGAUACGGGUGUGAUCUCCGCGAUCAUCACCAUCAUCAAAGGCUGCGAUGGUCUAUGCCCUGCAGCCACCAUUAUUACUUCCUCGGCACGCUUUCAGUUAUUGGCCUCAAUUUCAAGUUUCCCCCUGCACAGCACACAUUUUACUGCGAUGACCUCCUCUAUCAUAUAAACCUUUUUUUCUUUUUUCUUUUUUUCCAAAUCUUAAUGUUCGCAAAGACUACCUAAAUGCCAAACAUGAGAUGCAGCCGGGGGAAGCACGCACAACCUGAAUCGUGGCAGUGGUGGUGAGGUUUAGGGAGCUCCGCCGACCUAGGAUCUCGACUUCAUGCCCACCUAGACGCACCCUAAGGCGUAACGACUGUAAAACUAAAAUGCCACAGCUCUUCAGCCCCAGUCCAAGCUUUUCUCUAUAACUAUGAUCCGUUCAUAUUGGUUUGCUCUCCUGUAACAGGCUAUCGGCUUGCCCCGGCGCAUAUCGAGACCUCCGCCUAUCGUAAAAAGCCGUACAACUGAAUGUCUUUCCGGAGCACAGUAUUAUCACUUUCUGUUCUGGAGGCUUUCGGUGCCUGUUCUUCAUCUUCCAAAACUAGGCGAAUAGUCAAAGUAUUAUGAUAUGGCCACGGUGUACGUGCUGACUCGGCCAGCCAAUGGCAAACCUUUUUAUU